UGGUAAUGCACCUUUAAGAUGGUUUUCAAACCGCCAAUAAACUCUAAAGAAGAAGAAAAAGCAGAAGGAAAAAGAAGUCCUGCAAAACUCCUCUGUUCAGUUUUUGUAUACACCUUCCCAUCCCGGUGGGUGGAAUACGUGUUUAGGGAGUCCCAAUAGCAGAGUCCCUUUGUUGUGUUGAGAAAGUGUGAAUCCAUCAGAGCCUCUGUAUGUCUGGAUAAACCGGUCUGAAUGGACUUCGUGUUGUUUUAACUUUUUUCUGAACGUUUUACUUCGGACUCAUCUUUCCGGACCGGUAACGUUAGGUUAGCUACAAAGCUAUCGAAGUUAGCGUAGCAUGCUAGCUGGUUAGCAGAACAGAGCUAGCCUGUUUUUGACCGAGUUUGUGUGGACAAAAAGUUUCUGUCAUUGUGUGAAGAUGUCUAAAGUGCAAAUGCUGAGAGCGUUGGUGAAGCAGCGACUAACCGCGGCUGCUGAAGAGAUAUUUGGGCUGUUUGAAAGAACGAUAGCAGAGUACGAGGAGGAACGGUGUCGGUCAAAAGAGGAGAACGAGCGACAACGGAAACUUCUGGACGCUGUUUUCAACCCUCAGCUUCGGUUACACAGGACAGAUGUCCAGCAGCUGUCGGUGAGUAAAGAAGAGGUUCCCCCUGAGCAGCGGGAGUGGAGCCCCAGUCUGGACCAGCAGCACCCAGAGGCCCCACACAUUAAAGAGGAACAGGAGGAACUCUGGAUCAGUCAGGAGAGAGAGCAGCGUCAAGGGCUGGAGGAGGCUGAUAUCACCAAGUUCCCAUUCACUCCUGUCCCUGUGAAGAGUGAAGAUGAUGAAGAGAAACCUCAGCCCUCACAGCUUCAUCAAAGACAGGACUGUGGAGGACCAGAACCAGCCAGGAACUCAGAUCCAGAUAUAGAUUUACAUAUAAAUACUGAAGACCAGACUGGAGACUCUUCUGAACCUGAGACUGAUGACAGUUAUGAGUGGAAAGAGACCGGAGAAGCUCAGUCAGGUUUAAACUCUUUGGAAAAUGAUGAUGAUGAUGAUGAUUUUGUCAGUGAUUCAAGCUGUAGUACUGAUGAGAAAACAUUAAGCUGCUCUGAUUGUGGGAAAAGAUUUGAAUGCAAGGCAUGGCUGAAGCAACACAUGAGAACUCAUACCGGAGAAAAACCUUUCAGCUGCUCAGUUUGUAAGAAAUCUUUUGCAAAGAGUGGAAAUUUACGGGCACACAUGAGAACCCACACAGGAGAGAAACGAUUAAGCUGCUCCGUGUGUCAGAAGAAGUUUAGCCACAACACACAUCUAAAGAACCACAUGAGAUCUCAUACAGGAGAGAAACCUUUCAGCUGCUCAGUUUGUAAGAUAUCUUUUACACGGAAAGAUAGUUUACAGAAACACAUGAGAACCCACACAGGAGAGAAGCCCUUCCCUUGCUCCGUUUGUAAAAAAUCUUUUGCACAGAGUUAUACUUUACAGGUACACAUGAGAAUCCACACAGGAGAAAAACCUUUCAGCUGCUCAGUUUGUAAGGAACUUUUUGCACACAAAAUAAAUUUACAUGUACACAUGAGAACCCACACAGGAGAGAAACCGUUGGAGGACCAGAGCCAGACAGGAACUUAGAACCACAUAGACAUCCAGAACCAGAUACUGAUGACAAGACUGGAGACUCUUCUGAACCUGAGACUGAUAGACAGUGAUUAUUGUCUGUGAAUGACAAUCAUUUCUGGCUAAGUGUUGUUAAAGACUUAAACAAAAGAUGAACUAGUCAGUCACAUGACAUGUCAGAUAUCAGAACUAUGUUUUUGACAGCAGCGGCAGUAAAACCGCUGGUUCAGAUGAAAGUUUCAGUGGUGAUGAAAGUCUGGAUUAAAAUAACGUAGAAACGGUUCUGGACAUGUUUGACAUGAGAACUCAUUACAGAAAGCAGUCCUCUCUCCUCAAGACCCUAGCCAGGUUCCUGAGUCUUGCUUGCUACCUGCUGGUUAAAGAAAGGGAAGGGGGUUAGCCCCCGGAGAUAGCAACAACUUCAGCUGGUGGGCUGGCUUUAAGGUGGACCAGCUAUUCUCAUUCUAGUGACAAGCCGCUCCUUCAAAUUUUGCUUUAAUGAUCUUUCACCACCAACGAGGCUACAAGCUGAAAACAGUGGACCAAAACUAACACUGCUAGAUGCUAGUGUUUUUAAUGGUGGCCCUGUAACUUGUUUAGAGGAAACCAGUAAGGUAAAUGUACAGGCUUUUCCAAAUGUGCAUAGUUACUUCGUAAUCAACUAGAAAUUAAUCAGUAAUUGCUUUGUGCAACUAAGCAGCUCAUUCAAAACUAAGGAAGAGGUCAGUAUGUACUGUAGAGUCACAUCUCUCUUAACAUUAACAGUCAUUUGACAGUAAAGUCACUUGGGGGCGCUGUUGUCCUAUUUGUAUAAAACAAUGAUGGUAAAGGG
Molecule: messenger RNA, 2435 nt
Organism: Sander lucioperca (pikeperch)
Lineage: Eukaryota; Metazoa; Chordata; Actinopteri; Perciformes; Percidae
Product: zinc finger protein 436-like
Exons: 3
Coding region: 419-1618 (399 amino acids)
Biological process (GO): regulation of transcription by RNA polymerase II
Cellular component (GO): PcG protein complex; transcription regulator complex
Molecular function (GO): RNA polymerase II cis-regulatory region sequence-specific DNA binding; DNA-binding transcription factor activity, RNA polymerase II-specific
Source: RefSeq, a predicted model, not a curated record